This is a messenger RNA of Trichoderma aggressivum f. europaeum, 651 nucleotides long. RefSeq lists its product as uncharacterized. Gene Ontology annotation, biological process: protein import into nucleus; ribosomal subunit export from nucleus. Gene Ontology annotation, cellular component: cytoplasm; nucleus. The record is from RefSeq and is a predicted model, not a curated record. Bases 1 to 651 code for a protein of 216 amino acids. The transcript has 5 exons. Lineage: Eukaryota; Fungi; Ascomycota; Sordariomycetes; Hypocreales; Hypocreaceae. Gene Ontology annotation, molecular function: GTPase activity; GTP binding.
AUGGCUGAGCAACAGACUCCUACCUUCAAGCUUGUGCUUGUCGGCGAUGGUGGUACCGGCAAGACCACCUUUGUCAAGCGUCACUUGACUGGUGAAUUUGAGAAGAAGUACAUGGCCACCCUCGGUGUCGAGGUUCACCCCCUUGGCUUCACCACCAACUACGGCCAGAUCCAGUUCGAUGUGUGGGAUACCGCCGGCCAGGAGAAGUUCGGUGGUCUCCGUGAUGGUUACUACAUCAACGGCCAGUGCGGUAUCAUCAUGUUCGAUGUGACAUCCCGCAUCACAUACAAGAACGUCCCCAACUGGCAUCGUGAUCUUGUCCGCGUUUGCGAGAACGUCCCCAUCGUUCUGUGUGGUAACAAGGUUGAUGUGAAGGAGCGAAAGGUCAAGGCCAAGACCAUCACCUUCCACCGAAAGAAGAACCUCCAGUACUACGACAUCUCCGCCAAGUCCAACUACAACUUCGAGAAGCCCUUCCUGUGGCUGGCCCGCAAGCUGGUUGGCAACCCCGCCCUGGAGUUCGUUGCUUCCCCCGCCCUGGCUCCUCCCACCGCCCAGGUCGACGAGGCUCUCUUGGAGCAGUACAACAAGGAGAUGAUCGUGGCCGCCGCCUUGCCUCUUCCUGGUGAGCUGUCUGACGACGAUCUGUAA